ACAUGCACCAGGGAUUACAGGUGGAAAUUAGCUCUAGUACUACAACCUGGCACAAUGCAUCUCUCCUGUUAAGGUUAAUUUAUGUUGUGCACGGUUUCGCUCAUAAAAAUGAUAAUAAUAAAUAAAUCAAAAGUAAUAACAACUUAAAAAGUGUUGUCAUUAUACUAAAAUUUCAAACUUGAUUUUUAAACUAUAAACAAUAGACUUCAUAGUCUAUAUGGACUAUACGAAAAUGAUAAUAAAACACUUGUUCUUUGGACAGUAGAAUGUGAUUUUUAACAUUAUCAUCUGGCCUUAUAUCUGUGUUGUCCAGGUAGGUUCCUCAGUGGUCCAUGGGCGUAUACUAGUCAAGUAAUAUUAAAAAUAUUGAGUAAAUGUUAAAGGGACAGUUCGGAAUUUUGGAUAUAGGGCGUCAUUUCCUAAUGAGCCAGAGUGUUGUAGACGUGUGGAGACACUUUUGGAAAUUAUCCAUCCAAUCCUUGUAUUUGCAGAGGUCGCUGGGGCUAGGCUAGCGCAUGUCAACAGCCACUGUUGUUCUCCCACUGAAAACAGUCUUAGCCACUCUACAGUGCACCCGAGGCAAAUCUAUUAUUACGCCAGACUGUCGAUGUGAAUGUCUGUGUCGGUAGAAUAAUUUUGGAAGUAAACUAACCUUGUAUCGCAUGAAUCGUCGCAUGUUGAGGGACUAUUUUCUCAGCAGCAGCGGAAUUUUACUCUCCUCUAGUUAGCUGUGAUGUAAACAUUCACUUCAAACUAGAGUCGCGAGAGACCUGUAGUAGCUAGUUCUACUAUAGCUGGAUCGAUCAGUGGAUUACAAGCCAACGACGUGGCAGCAUGGUAAAUCAGUGUGCAUUUACCAAUUGCAAAAAUAAAGCCAAAAGAUGGGCACCACAAAGUUUCCACCACUUUCCAGUAAGAGACCCCGGAAAAACGAAACUAUGGCUUAUAGCUGCUGGAUUGGACAUGGACACACCGAUGGAGGCUCUGCGCAACCGGAUGGUCUGUAGUGAUCAUUUCAGUCCAGACGACUUCACACAGUCCAAAAUAAGGCCUUUUCUGAAAACGACUGCUGUGCCAGCCGUCUUUACAAGUGCACCAACAGCUUUCGACGAAGAACAGGUCCAAAAUGGUGAUAAGUUCACUCACAGAAUCAUUUCAAACACUUCAUAUCUACCUGGAAGCAUAGAGGUUACUUUUGAGCCUGACCAAACAGAGCAGAAUAUGAGUGAGCCAGAAGCUCCUGCUCAAAGUGAUGGAGAUGAAGAUGAUGUUUCGGAAGAAGAGGAGGAAGGGGACAAAGGUAACCAGAGCUCAGAUGAGGACUGGCUUCCUCAGACUUUGACAGAAGAAGGAAGUGAAGAAGUGAGAAGAGAUUCUUCCUCAGAGGAGGACUUUUCUGAAGGAGAGGAGCUCAAUGAAGAUCAGAAACCCACUCGUGAACCGAAAAAAAAGGAGCUCUGCACUGAGUGUGGUGCCUUUUAUUGUACUCAAAAACAUGUGUGUGAGCACAAAACUAAACCAUAUGUCUGUAAUGUCUGUGGUAAGAGAUGUGUGACUGAGCUAUCUCUAAGAUUACACAGCAACAUACACAGUGAAACAUAUGAACAUUAUUGUAAAUAUUGCUAUGCCACUUUUAAAACUAAACUGGACAAACUUGCACAUGAAGAAAUCCACCAGAAUGAACCAAGGCCAUACAGAUGUCCUGAUUGCACUGUAACAUUUGCCAAAAACUCAGAACGCAGAAAGCACUUGAAGAAACAUAGAGGUCAGAAGAAAUAUAUAUGUGACAUAUGUGGAAUUGUAUUCUUAGCAAGGGACAGUUUACAGAGACAUGAAAUGACCCAUACAGGAAUGAAACCCCACAAGUGUUCAAUAUGUAAGAGAACUUUUACCCAGCGAGGUCACCUGAAGUCACACAUGCGUGUGCACACAGGGGAACAGCCUUAUAAAUGUCAGCACUGUGACAAAUCUUUUAACCACAAUAUCAGUCUGAAGAGCCACACCCAGCGCUACCACCCACUGGAGUCUGGGGAAAAAUACGACAAGAGUUGUGAUGAUGUGAUUGACACAAACGACAUUGUACAAAACCAGGACACAGAGAAGAUUGAGAAGAAAGUGAAGCGAUAUUAUGGACGGUAUUCUUCUGGGCGACCUCUAGGCAGACCAAAAAAAAACUCAACUGUAAGCAGUGAAUCAUCUGAGCACUAACAAUGGUACUGAUAAAGUAAAACAAUUAACAUUAUAGUUUUGGAACAAACACAUGAUAUAUAAAAUGUAAAUGUGGAGUAUAGUAAUGUGAAUAAAUAAAUGCGAUAGUAUUUUGCACCUUA
This is a messenger RNA of Boleophthalmus pectinirostris (great blue-spotted mudskipper), 2330 nucleotides long. Its product is annotated as zinc finger protein 252-like. Gene Ontology annotation, molecular function: RNA polymerase II cis-regulatory region sequence-specific DNA binding; DNA-binding transcription factor activity. Bases 835 to 2208 code for a protein of 457 amino acids. The record is from RefSeq and is a predicted model, not a curated record. NCBI's taxonomy places the organism in Eukaryota, Metazoa, Chordata, Actinopteri, Gobiiformes, Gobiidae. Gene Ontology annotation, biological process: regulation of transcription by RNA polymerase II. The transcript is spliced from 3 exons.